GUCAGCAGUAAAAGUCCCUGCGCUCGGAAAUAGGAGGAUCGCUGAGGAUCGCUGAAGUCGCGGAAGCGAAUGCCGGCGGGGCCCGUGGUGAGAGAGGCAGCUUUGGGGCGGCGAGAGGCAGGAAUUGCGCUCUGACCCUGAGUCAGUCUUCCGUGUGAGAGACUCUAAGUUUUUCCCUCCUCCAUUGACGGUCAUCCCUCCAUCUUGCCAUCUCUCCUUUUCGAUCUUGGUCCUGGUGUCGUCUCCGUCUCUCAUCCUCUCUCAUCUUCCUGGUCCUCCAGAGCUUUUGGUCCUGUGACCCACUCCUGUAGCAGGGGUAGCCCAGCCAGACCUCUCUUCUUCUGGGUCGGCCUGUCGGCAUGGCGGGGCGAGGAGGACCAGCGCGGACUAACGGCGCCACCGCCGCCGGAAACAAAAUCUGCCAGUUUAAACUGGUGUUACUCGGGGAGUCAGCUGUGGGCAAGUCCAGCUUGGUCCUGCGCUUCGUCAAGGGCCAGUUCCACGAGUACCAGGAGAGCACCAUUGGAGCUGCAUUCCUCACACAGACAGUCUGUUUGGAUGACACGACAGUAAAGUUUGAGAUUUGGGACACAGCCGGACAGGAGCGAUACCACAGUCUGGCCCCAAUGUACUACAGAGGAGCUCAGGCCGCCAUUGUAGUCUACGACAUUACUAACACAGACACUUUCACUCGAGCAAAGAACUGGGUAAAGGAGCUACAGAGACAGGCCAGCCCCAACAUUGUCAUUGCUCUGGCUGGGAACAAGGCUGACCUUGCCAACAAGAGAGCUGUUGAUUUUCAGGAAGCACAGGCGUACGCAGAUGACAACAGCCUGCUGUUCAUGGAGACAUCCGCUAAGACUGCCAUGAAUGUCAACGAGAUCUUCAUGGCCAUCGCUAAAAAGCUUCCGAAGAACGAGCCGCAGGGUGGAGCAGGACCUGGAGGACGAGCCAGAGGCGGAGUAGACUUGCAGGAGGCGGCACCUCAGGGCAGAUCCGGCCAGUGCUGUGGAGGCGGAAACUAAGAAACCCAACCAAUCGACGACUGUCAAAUGUGGCGAGGAUCAACACAAGACACACGAUCGACAAAGUACCAACUCAUAGUCCGACAGUUCUGUCUAUUCGCAGUCAGUUAAACUGUGAAGUACAUCAGCAGCCCAACAGAUUCAACUUAAUGAACUGACAGAAAGGGGCCAUUGAUAUUCACAACCACUUGUAAAUAUUUCGACCAAUUCUACCCCCGACCAAUAGGCCGGCUCCUCUGUAACACCUGUGUUCAAGAAUCAGUUGACUGGCUUUGCUGUGUAUACCAUAAAAUCACACAAGCCCCGCCCCCUCCCUUAUCGAAACAAUGGAAAAACAUGAAAAAAAUAAAGACAACAUGCGUUUGGGGAACAAGGAGGGAAAACAACGAUCAAUUCUAUCGCACUUAAGCAGAGCUGUAAUGUUCUGUUCUGUUCUAGUCUGUGUUCAUGAUAGAAAAUCAGACUGCUGCUGGAGGGAAAACACACUUCUUCCACUUCUUUCAUUCUCUCUGGUCUGUUUUCUGAGUUCAGCCUGAUCCUCACCACCUGAACUCAGAUGCUCUCUCUCCUUCUCCUUCUCUCUUUGUCUCUCUCUCUCUCUUUCUCUCUGGAUAGAAGUCACCAUACCCAACAAGUAUUGAUUAUUCUGCUUUUCUGAUUUCUUGGCACUUUUUCUUAAGUGGAAGAGUAGAGAACACGAUAGAGAGAGAAACUAGGUUGAGAGGCUGUUUUCCCUUCACUCUCAGCAGCUUCUGUAGAUUCUGUAUUAUUCUUGGUUAUUACUAUUGUUGUUAUUAUUGUAAUUAUUAUUAUGACUACCACUACUCCAGAGCUAAUGAAUAAUGAUUUAUGAUUUCAUAGGUUAGCCCACCCCCACCCCUCCAAAUAAUUUACGUAUAUCAGACUGUAUAUGCAUAACGCAUUAACGGACAUCCUUAACACCAGUGUCUAUUUUUAGCAUUAAUGAAAUGAGAGCGAACAUUCCCGAACAGUCAACAAACGUGGCGUUAACGCACGACGAGAUUUGCCUCCUCUGACCAAAAUCAGUUUGUGUAUUGAAAAACGUAACUGUUUGCUGUAUUUGUACUCUGUAUUUUUUCUUCUUUUUCCAUUUUGUCUGCGAAAAGUAUACCGAAUCAUUAGCCAUUAUCAAUACAGUACCUUCCCACAACGGAUCAAUCGUCUACUCGUCUUUUCUUUCUGCCUGAAGAUUUUUUUUUCUUUCUUUUUUUUCCUUCUUCUGUGAAAUGAUUUUUGUAAUGAAGGUCCCUCUGAGUGCACUGGCUGUUUCUUGUCCUCUGUGAACCAUCAUUUUCUGCCCUUUUUUUUGUUUUGUUUGUUUUCUUUUUUUCUUCUUUUUGGACCAGCAUUUUCUCCAUUGCUUGUGAAUUAGCACAACGAAUGAGAGCGACUGCCCAGACACAGUUUAACAGGGUUCGGACAACUGUUUUGUGGAUGGGGGACAGAAAAACAACAAAUAAUAUCUUGUACUUGUAAUUUUACCAAUAAACAAGGGGAAGGUA
Astyanax mexicanus (Mexican tetra) is the source of this 2548-nucleotide messenger RNA. It is a transcript of the gene rab5c, whose product is annotated as RAB5C, member RAS oncogene family. Gene Ontology annotation, molecular function: GTP binding; GTPase activity. The record is from RefSeq and is a predicted model, not a curated record. NCBI's taxonomy places the organism in Eukaryota, Metazoa, Chordata, Actinopteri, Characiformes, Acestrorhamphidae. The transcript has 6 exons. Bases 360 to 1025 code for a protein of 221 amino acids.